UUCUCUGUGUGCAGUGGAGGUGUUUGAGAUAAGUUUGUAAUUUUUUUUACGGCUUUUAAAAAAAUAUUGAAGAAUAUAUGUUUUAAAAAGAAAAUAUAUAAUUUUAAUGUUACACAAGUUUGUAUUUAAUUAAUAUUUAAAUAUGUGGCAUGAAGCCCGUAAACAAGAACGCCGCAUACGCGGUCUCAUUGUUGACUACAGACGCCGGGCCGAACGCAGACAAGAUUUUUAUGAGAAAAUUCAAGCUGACCCUACACAAUUCAUACAAAUACAUGGCAGACGUUGCAAAAUACAUUUGGAUCCGGCCGUAGCGGCGGCCGGAGAUGGAGCUGCAAUCAUUGUUCCUUGGCAAGGCCAACAUGACAAUCUAAUAGAUCGUUUCGAUGUACGUGCCCAUUUAGAUUACAUACCUGCCAUACCGAAAAGUUCGGAUAAUGAAGUCGACGUAUCUCAGGAAGAACGACAAUGUAAUUACGAACGUUAUAGAAUAUUAGCACAAAAUGAUUUCUUAAAUGUUUCCGAGGAGAAAUUUUUACAUCAAUUGUAUUUGGAAGAACAAUUUGGCGCCAAUGCACCAUUGGAAGGUCAAAGUAACCAAGGCAAAAAGAAAUCACAGAAAUCGGGCGCCGCCAUAGGCUACUCUUAUGAUGAUUCAACAGAAAUUCCUCAGGAUACUCAACAGCCUUUUGCUCAUUUAAAACAUUCUACGUCUGUAGGAGUCGCAGGAGGUACUUCAAUUGGUACUGUGCCUGUUGGUUCCACGAAGAAGACUGAAAAUGAUUCAGAAUCUGAGUCCGACUCUGAUAUGGACAUGGAUGUUUCCAUAGAAGUUUCGAAAUUGGAUACAAAUCAAGCACAUGAAUUAAAUGCAUGUGGUCGUAAUUAUGGCAUGUUGAGUAACGAUUUCUAUUCCUAUUUGACCAAAGAUGCUGAUGAAGCGGAUGCAUUACGUUUGGCUAGAGAGGAGGAACGAGAAAAAAUCCUUUUAGGUGGUCGAAAAUCAAGAAGGGAAAGGCGUGCUCAAAAGGAAAGGCGAAUUGCAAGGCGGCCUUUUAGUCCGCCAAGUUACGCGGCUAAGGAAGAUGAUAUUGGAAAGGAUGAAGAAAGCGAUUCGAGGUCACCUUCUCCUUCUGACACCACCGAGAAAAUCACAUACAUCACGUCAUUUGGUGGUGAAGAUGAAUUGCAACCACAUUCUAAAAUAACCAUAACAUUGGGUAAAGGAUCGUCUACGUUGGGGGCAGCCUGUGUGGGUGCAAGUACUUCGGCUGCAUUAGGACAAACAACCUACGCUCAAAAGGUAAAGGAGAAUCUGGAAAAACUUAAACAAUUAAAUGAUACCUCGAAGAGAAGAAACACACGUAGCCGUAGCUACACUCGUAGUAGAUCGCUUAGUCGAACUCGUAAGCGUUCACGGAGGUCGCCACGUGCAUCGAGAUCAAGAAGUACAUCAUACAAAAGGCAUCGGAAAGCUGACAAAAGGUCUGUUUCACGUUCAAGGUCUAGAUCACGUUCAGUGAACAAAUCACGCAGUUCCUACUCGAGAAGACAUAGAGAAGGUUAUAAACGCUCUAGAACUAGAUCACAUUCUAGAUCUCGUUCUAAAUCCAGAUCAAGACGUAGACGAUAUAAUUCAUCAUCAUCUUCAUCAACGUCAAUAGCUAGAAGUUCCAUAUCGCCAUUGCGUACAAAUUACAAGUCCAUCAGAAGAUCUAAACGCAGUCCUAUGAAAAUUUCGUCUACAAGGCGCAGAUCACGUAGUACAUCAAACACCAGGCGCAGCAGAGCGAUUGAUACAAAAGAAAAAUCUAAAUCUCCUCGAAAAGCCUUAGAAGCUACUCUUACUAAACAAACAGAAAGUAUAGUUUCCCCUGUAACUACACCAUUAAAACCGGCCUUAACAAAUCCUACUCAACCUACUGUACCUUUACCUAUCGAAACAGUCGCCAGCAAACAAUCUUUGCCCGUUGUAAAUGUAAUUGAACCUCCUCCUCCACCACUAAAGCGCUAUUAUGGUCGUAAAAAAGAGGAAUAUUCUUCAUCUGAAAGUAAUUCAGACACGGAAAAUGAAGACGAAGAUGACAAUAAUUCAUCACAAGCCCCAAAACCUAAAGAAACGUUAGAUACUCAAGAACUUAUGGAUAUGGACACUACCUCAGAAAAGUCAAAUCCUUUACCUACAACUUCAACCUCAUCUUAUAAGGGAAAACAACAUCAGCAAACGCCGCAGCAAACAGGCAAAUAUGGCUCCAACACGUCCAAUAGUAAUGCUCCCGAAACCAAAGGCUCUUCUGGAAGUGGAGGCGGUGGUGGUGGCAGUAGCAGCAGUGGGCGUUUAAAUUUACGGGAACGCCUAAAAAGGAAAAUGCAGAAUUUGCUUAAUAAGCAAUAUAAAGCGGACAAGAAAGCUGAGAUUGAGAAAACUGAAAGGGAAAGACAAUUACAACAGGAACGUGAGGAAGAAAUGCGUGAAUUAUCCAUAAAAUUACGCAGAAGACAAAGAGAGUUACGACACCGUUAUGGGUCGCAAAAUAGUAAAGAAUCAGAUAGUGAUAAUUCAGAUACUGCUGAAGCUACCAAAUCUAAACGUAGCAAAUCACGUAGCAGCGAGCGUUCUAGUGUCAAAACCACUAGACGUCGUAGUCGUGAACAUAAGCGCAAAUCACCUAUAACCUUAAAACGUUCGUCUAGUCGUGAGCGUAGGCGAUCGCCAAGUCGUUCUAGUAGACAUCCGAGAUCACGCUCUCAAUCUCGUAGCAGACGUAGCAACUCUAGGCGUCGAAGACGUAGUGUAUCGCGUCCAAGACGUCAUCGAGAGCCAAGCUAUGAGAGAUCUACACGUUAUAAUACUGAACGUUCACGUUAUGAUGAUCGCCGUAGACGAUCAACAUCUAGAAACGAACGUGAUCGAGAUAGAGAUCGCGAACGGGAUCGAGAUCGUGAUAGAGACAGGGAUCGCAUGCGCAAUAGAGACAGGGAUCGUGAUAAUGAUAGACAAAGGUAUUGGGGUAGUAGCGGCACCUCUGAUCGCUAUCGCUCCGACAGAGGUGGUGAUGGACGAGAACGUUCGGAUAGAGAUAGACAUCACCGUGAUCACCGUGCUGGCGAAGGUUCUCAACAAACUGCUACAACAAGUGGUACUACCUCUACAACGUCAACAAAUACGACCAGUCGUAGUCGUGUUGUUAUUUCAGCUCCACCGAAAUUGAAAAAAUUGGUGGAUUAUUAGUGUCUCAUUUUUAAAAAGGAUUACAUAAAAAGUAAUUCUAAAGAUGGUUUUUUUCCUUUUUUAAUUUUUCUUUUAUAUUUCAUUUUUUUAAGUUUAAAGAUUUUCUUAUGAAAAUUAAAAAUAAAGAUACAUAUUUAUGUACUUGUUAAAUUUUUAAAAUCUGCGUUAACU
Molecule: messenger RNA, 3400 nt
Organism: Lucilia cuprina (Australian sheep blowfly)
Lineage: Eukaryota; Metazoa; Arthropoda; Insecta; Diptera; Calliphoridae
Product: CLK4-associating serine/arginine rich protein
Exons: 7
Coding region: 143-3229 (1028 amino acids)
Source: RefSeq, a predicted model, not a curated record